AACGCGAGGAGGUCAGGUGAUACAACCAGCUGACUCCCGUAGAGGAGGUCCCUGUGGCUGUGGGUGUUGCAGCCACGAUAGCCCGGCCCAGACUCGAACCGAACUAUCAUCGUCAGAAUGUCGGGCAAAGACCGAAUUGAAAUCUUUCCCUCGCGCAUGGCACAGACCAUCAUGAAGGCUCGAUUAAAAGGAGCACAGACAGGUCGAAACCUCCUGAAGAAAAAAUCUGAUGCCUUAACUCUUCGAUUUCGACAGAUCCUAAAGAAGAUAAUAGAGACUAAAAUGUUGAUGGGUGAAGUGAUGAGAGAAGCUGCCUUUUCACUUGCAGAGGCCAAGUUCACGGCAGGGGACUUCAGCACCACAGUAAUUCAAAAUGUAAAUAAAGCCCAAGUGAAGAUUCGAGCUAAGAAAGAUAAUGUAGCAGGAGUUACUUUGCCAGUGUUCGAACAUUACCAUGAAGGAACUGACAGUUAUGAACUGACUGGUUUAGCCAGAGGUGGGGAACAAUUGGCUAAAUUAAAGAGGAAUUAUGCCAAAGCAGUGGAAUUACUGGUGGAACUGGCUUCACUUCAGACUUCCUUUGUUACUUUGGAUGAAGCUAUUAAGAUAACCAACAGGCGUGUAAAUGCCAUUGAACAUGUCAUCAUUCCCCGGAUCGAACGUACCCUUGCUUAUAUCAUCACAGAGCUGGAUGAGAGAGAGCGAGAAGAGUUCUAUAGGUUAAAGAAAAUCCAAGAGAAGAAAAAGAUUCUCAAGGAAAAAUCAGAGAAGGACUUGGAACAGCGGAGGGCAGCUGGAGAGGUGAUGGAGCCUGCUAAUCUUUUGGCUGAAGAGAAGGAUGAGGAUCUUUUGUUUGAAUAGUUUCCUGCUCUGGUUCUUUCAUAAGCCCUAACAUGGCACCAUUUUAAUUCACGGUGUGUAGGUUUGGUACGUGUGGCUAUUUAUUUUUUGGCCUAAGAAUUUCACUGGUGGUAACAUUUCCCAGGAUGUUGGUUAUGGGGCUGCCUUUGCAAAAUCCUAAUUCAGCAACCAUUUAUAUCAUGUGAGAUUUGUAGACCUUGCCCAGGAACCUGUAGAAUUUACUCUGCAGAAAUGGUACCCUAUUCUGUUUACAUCUGUUACAAGUGCUCUGCUUACCAAGCAUAUUAGGAAAUUCCCCUUAGAAAACAGCAGUGGCCUCAGGCCAGCUGUCACUGUAGCACCCUUUGUUCCUACCUGCUCCCUGAGAUUGCUGCAGCCAUCCUUGUGUUACCGUGGUACUUCUCUCAAGCUUUACGAAACCUUCACUAUUUUUCCUUGCAUGACAGGUCUCUGUCUUGUCUGUCAUGGGAGUUCUGCCAAUUUUAAUGUGACUAUGGUGUAAACAGUAAAAUGAUUUAAAAAUGAGUUGUUCCUUUAUUUAAGAAAUUUACUGCUAAAAUCAGUCACGUUCUGCUCAGAUUGGCACAUGGGAUUGUUACCUAAAGCGUUUUCUCUGCAGACAUGCAGGAGGUGGAUAGCCUCCCUUUAUCCCCUCUUCAUAUGAAGUGCUUUACUGAUAAACUUACUGAGAGGACUGUUGAAUUUUGGGGUACUCAUAAAUAUGAGUGAGUUAAGGGGGGUCAUUAAUAUUUUCUCAUCUAAGAAAAAAUACCUUGUUUCUUACUCUCAGGUGGUAACUUUUUAUCUUCUAAACUAUAACAACUUGCUGUCUUCCACAUAGGAAGAUGAGGCAUUUGAGUGGCUCUGUUAGAAGCAGACCGAGGUUUUUGGUGCUGUUUGAUUUGGUGUGAGCCAUCCAUGAUUACUCAGGCUUUCUUGUACCCACUGUCUGAGGUGACUGGCUGUGGGAGAGUUUUUAGUGAAAUUGUUAACACUAGGCUUAUGAGUAUUUAAGUCCAUUGAUAGCACAGCCAAGGCUUUUUAAAGUACCAAGUAAUCUUGCAAACAUUUAAUACCUGCUAUAAAAUAAUCUUAGUUGUGUGCCAA
Messenger RNA from Lynx canadensis (Canada lynx), 1968 nucleotides. It is a transcript of the gene ATP6V1D, whose product is annotated as ATPase H+ transporting V1 subunit D. Gene Ontology annotation, cellular component: proton-transporting V-type ATPase complex. The transcript has 9 exons. The record is from RefSeq and is a predicted model, not a curated record. Bases 118 to 861 code for a protein of 247 amino acids. Gene Ontology annotation, molecular function: proton-transporting ATPase activity, rotational mechanism. Lineage: Eukaryota; Metazoa; Chordata; Mammalia; Carnivora; Felidae.